GAGUGAAGGUGGUUUGUAGUCAUCUUGAAGAAGAGAUUUGAGGUUUUACUUCUAUCUCAAGCAGUCAUGACCAUGAAGGAAAUUAAAGAAGAAGACUUUGAUGAUUUUCUCCAAGAGUAUUCAAGGCGAACCCAAGAGGAUGAUUCAACCAGCAAAGAAGAAAUGAGUCCUGCAAUAAAAAUGGAAGAGGAGUCCAAUGUUACAGGAAACAGUCAUGAUGGUAUGACGUCUAUCAGGAAAGUGUCAGAAUCAUCCAAACUGGUUACAAAAAAGAAGGAGAUAAAAGAAGAAGACGUUGAUUUUCUCCGAGAAUAUUUAUGGCAACCACGACAGGAUGAUUCAACCAGCAAAACAACCUGCAAAGAAGAAAUCAGCCCUGCAAUGGACAUUAAAGUGGAAGAGAUGUCCAAUGCUCCAGGAAACAGCCAUAAGGGUUGGAAGUUUACCAGCAAGGUGUCAGAAUCAUCCCACCUGGUCACAUACAAGAAGGAGAUCAAAAGAGAGGACUUUGAAGUCUCCUUGCACAGUAUGCAAGAGAAUGAUGAAACAAAGUCAUCUUCUUUCAAAGAAGACAAUUGUUCAUCCAUGGAUGUGGAAGAGGAAAUUGACCAUAACCUGAUCGAGAAUCAGAACAAUGGCAUGUCCCCUACAAGUGCCCCUGCGGUCAACAUGCAUACUGGGAGGACACUUUUGUGCACCACAUGUGGAAAGAUGUUUAGUUAUGCAGGAUAUUUAAGGAGACACCAGAGGCUUCAUACUCAUACUGGUGAAAAGACUUACCCUUGCAAAACAUGUGGAAAAUGUUUUAAAAGAAAAUGUAAUCUUCGGAGACACCUGAAUAUUCAUACUGGAGAAAAGUCUUACCCAUGUACAACAUGUGGAAAGGCUUUCACAAAAAAAAGUGAUCUCCAAAAACACCUGAUGAUUCACACUGGUGAAAAGCCUUUCCAAUGUAUAACAUGUGGAAAAUCCUUCAGAGAAGGAGGCACUUUAAGGAGACACCAGAUGAUUCAUACAGGUCAAAAACCUUUUCCAUGUAUCACAUGUGGAACAGCUUUUAGACAGGCAAGUGAUUUAAUAAAACACCAGAGGACUCACACUGGUGAAAAGCCUUACGUAUGUGCCUGUGGAAAGGCCUUUGCACGGGCAUUUGCUUUAAGGCUUCACCAAAGGACCCACACUGGAGAAAAGUCAAUGUACCACUGAGUAGAUUGGCCAGGUAUGUGUAAGGAAAAAAAUCAGUUGGAAAAGGUUUUUUGUUGGCUAACAUUAUUAGAAUGCUUAACAUGCUGUAUCUAAAAUGAUUUCACUGCUAUACCAUGGAGGGAAAAUGUGCAAUUUCUUUCUUUCUUUUAUUUAGACAUCCUUAAGUACCAUUGUGUGCGCUGACAGGACAAUUGUCCAAAAUAUUUUUUUAAAUUGCCCCAUUACCUUUAAGACAUACCUUCCGAAAGUAGCUAAAUAAUUCAACUGCUCUCAAUUUAAAAUAAAAUGCAGGAAUUCGGACCACCACUUAGAAACAUUGUUUUAGACAUCCUCUCAUGAAUUUAAGGAUAUAUGUUUAUUUUUUGAGAAGAAACAUGUUGUAUGUGACUCCAUGUAAAAUAUGAAUGUAUUGCACUCUGUAAAUAUUUACCGCUAUGGACUAUAUGAAAAUUAUUACUGCAUAUGGUGAAGUGACUGAGACAAGUAGAUAUAGUGAAAAUAUUUCCUUUUCUUGUGUUAGCCCAUGGAACAUGUUAGCAGUAGAUGCUAUUGUGCAUAUGCAUAUUUAUAUAUCUCUGUCUGAGCCAAUGUAACACCAUGCUGAGAGGAGAAUCUUUACUGUAAGGUGCUUCUCCUGUUGCUA
Messenger RNA from Engraulis encrasicolus (European anchovy), 1849 nucleotides. Its product is annotated as zinc finger protein OZF-like. Gene Ontology annotation, biological process: regulation of transcription by RNA polymerase II. Gene Ontology annotation, molecular function: sequence-specific DNA binding; DNA-binding transcription factor activity, RNA polymerase II-specific. Gene Ontology annotation, cellular component: nucleus. The record is from RefSeq and is a predicted model, not a curated record. Bases 67 to 1206 code for a protein of 379 amino acids. The transcript is spliced from 2 exons. NCBI's taxonomy places the organism in Eukaryota, Metazoa, Chordata, Actinopteri, Clupeiformes, Engraulidae.